Morus notabilis is the source of this 2820-nucleotide messenger RNA. RefSeq names its product BTB/POZ domain-containing protein DOT3. The record is from RefSeq and is a predicted model, not a curated record. The transcript has 6 exons. Bases 381 to 2246 code for a protein of 621 amino acids. NCBI's taxonomy places the organism in Eukaryota, Viridiplantae, Streptophyta, Magnoliopsida, Rosales, Moraceae. Gene Ontology annotation, molecular function: protein binding.
AAUUUAUAUAGAGAUACAGAUAUACAUUUAUGGCCACGCAAUUCAAUGGUACCAUACUCAUAUACGUGGCUGAUAAUGAAUAUUAAUUACGGUACCUCAACAACAGUACCUAGUCAUUCUCUGAGAUGACACUUAAAAUCAUAACACAGUUUACUGCUAUGAGAAAGAGAAUGAACUUAAAUGAGCAUUCACCAACCAUCUCAUGGGAAUUUCAAUAGCAGCCACAGACUCACUUCUCACACAUUUAUUUUAGACCCUGAUCUUUUUUUCUCAUGGAUUUGUACUCAACAAUAUGAGGUGGGCACUCACAGAAUUAACAUAUCACAACAAAGACAUAACAUAACAUAGCAUGACAUAUCUCAAGCAAAAGACCAGUCGUCAUGAAGAAGGCUCUGAAUCGGCCUCAAAGCCCCGGAAGUGAUUUCGAUGGCACCGAUCAAGUACAUGCGCACAGUAUCGUUUUGCCCUCCAAGUUCAUCACCACUAUUUGUGAUAGCUUGGAAAGAAAAGAACCCUCCUGGUUUAUCACCUCUCAAAUCCCUAAAGACUUGUCCAUUCAAGUUGAAGAAGUCACCUUCAAUGUUCACAAGUUUCCAUUGGUAUCAAAAUGUGGCUACAUGCAUCGAGUAGAUGCUCAGCAGUCGAACUCAAGUUAUGACUGUGACAUCAAGCUUGAAGAUUUCCCAGGUGGAUCAGAAACCUUUGAAAUCAUUCUGAAGUUUUGUUAUGGUUUCCCAAUAGACUUUAGUUCUAAGAACAUAGCACCGCUAAGAUGUGCAGCAGAAUAUCUAGACAUGACCGAAGAACUCGAUGAUGGAAAUCUUAUUAGCAAGACUGAAGCAUUCCUCACAUUUGUUGUCCUCUCUUCCUGGAAAGACACUAUCACUGUGCUCAAAUCCUGCGAAGAUCUAUCUCCGUGGGUUGAGAAUCUCCAAAUUGUCAGAAGAUGCUGCGACUCAAUCGCCUGGAAAGCUUCAAGAGAAACCACAACUGCAAAUGCAACCGAUGAAGAAGGCUGGUGGUUUCAUGAAAUAGCUACCCUUCGUAUUGAUCAUUUUAUGAGGAUUGUGACGACAAUUAGAGCAAAAGGUGCAAGACCAGAAAUCAUAGGCAAAUGUAUCAUGCACUAUGCAGAAAGAUGGUUACCAGGAAUAGAUGUGGAGUUAGAAGGACUGAGAGGAUAUGGGCAUGGAAAAAAUGAACUGCAAUUCAGUGUUUUGAGCAGGAGCAAAGAGGAAGUGGGUAGUGGCCAUGGCAAGGAGCAAAAAGAGAUCAUCGAAAUCCUAGUUAGCUUACUUCCUCCUCAACAAGAAGCCGUUUCUUGUAAAUUCUUGCUGCAGAUGUUAAAGAUGGCCAACCUGUACUCUGCAUCGCCGGCUUUGAUUUCCGAACUCGAGAAAAGAGUUGGGAUGACUCUGGAAGAUGCCAAUGUGAAUGAUCUUCUGAUUCCCAGAUACAAAAAUGCAGAUCAAGGGAAACUUAUGAAUUCUCCUGAAGAACACACAAUGUACGACACAGAUUUGGUACAACGGGUUGUGGAGUACUUCUUGAUGCUUGAACAGCAGCAACUACAGCAAGAGACAGAAAAUAUCAACAUAAGUAAGCUCUUAGACAGCUACCUGGCAGAGAUUGCACGAGACCCAAAUCUCUCCAUAACCAAGUUUCAAGUCUUAGCUGAAUUACUGCCAGAAAAUGCUCGAACGAGUCAUGAUGGUCUUUAUAGAGCUAUUGACACCUACCUCAAGACACAUCCUACACUGCCUGAGCAUGACCGAAGAAGGCUAUGCAAAAUAAUGAACUGCAAUAAACUCUCGCUCGAUGCAUGUUCCCAUGCUGCACAAAAUGAUCGCUUGCCUCUAAGAAUCAUUGUCCAGGUUCUGUUUUCUGAACAACUAAAAAUGCGGACAACAAUGCAACCAGCACCAAAUGGCAAUAACUCAGAACAAGAGGGAAACCAGUCAGCUACAGACAUGGAGAUCAAGAUUCUCAAAGCAGAACUUGAGAAUGUAAAGCUCAAGAUGGCGGAGCUGCACAGUGACUAUUCCGAGCUGCAACAAGAGUAUGACAGGAUAGGCAACAAACACAAAAAUACACCGCGUUGGAGUAUCAGUUGGCGAAAGAUCAAGAAGUCUUUUCAUACAAAAGUUGAUGGGGAUGACGAUAUUGAAGAAGAACCAGAAGGACAACAAAGACUUAACUCGGUUAGCAAAAGAAACAGCUUCCUACGAAGGCUAUCCAUCGCCUGAAUCCACUGAGCAACAAAAAUCUUGCAGCUCAAGUCCCUAUCCCCGCAUCAAGUGCUCACAAGAAACAUCUUUGUCUCUCUAUCUUUCGCUACUCUAGUUUCUUUACACAAAAAACCUUUCUUUUUCAUUUUCCCACCUAGAAUAUAAUCCCAUAAUCUGUAUUUUGCUUAGUCAAUGUUUGGUAAUUCAAAUGGACGCAGAACAUAUAUAUACACGAUUAAAGGAUUGCCAGUAAGUUGUAACAAGGAAAAAAGUUUCCCUCUUUUUUUUUAGUAUUUGCAGCAACAAUGUAAUUCUAUCCAGUAAACAUUCCAAGCUUUUUCAAGAACUAGGCAUAAAAUUAUGAGCAAAACAUAUCGAAUAAAAUGCAAUAAUUACUAAACCCCUUUCUUCAUUCAUCAAAAGCCAUUAAAAUGAUUAAAAUCUUUUCUCACAAAUCUACCACCACGGGUUAUUGCAUUCCAACAAAAUUCACUAUAUCUCACUUCUCACCUAGACGAAGCCUUUCCAAGGCCUAAAUAAAUAGAAAUCAACUUCAAAAUCUCCAAACAAAUUACCAGAUUUUCUUGCCUCA